CCCCUGAUCCACUUCCUCACUGGUACAAUUAAUCUCUUCCGUUCUCACUCCAUCUCUGCCACCAAGCUCUGGCAUACCACUGUGCUUCUCACCUAAGCCACCACUCCAUCUCUUCCAGUUCUGAGUUUCAAUCCAUGAAUUUAUCUCUUCUUUUACCCCCCAAAUGUUUUUAUACGGAAAUUAAUCAAAAUCCUAACUCUAAUUCCAAAUUGGUACCGAAUAAUUGAAGCCUUUUUCUUCAAUCUAAUAACAUCGAGACAAGCACUUCAAAAUGAAAUCUUCAUUGUUCAUUAGACACAAGAAGAUCAGAUGGCAUUAUUGUUUUAUCCCUUUUCUUCAAUCUAAUAGCAUCAGACCCACACCUCAUUUACCCUUUUCUUUAAUCAACAUUGUUUUAUCCUCUUCAAUUCAAUAGCAUCACACACAAGAGAAGAAAGUCCAGAAAUAAAAUAAAAAAAUCAGUCACAAAACCCCAACUUGCAAUCCCACAGCAAAUCCAUUAUUCUCCUUCCACUUCCGCACAACACAAGCAGCAUGGAUAUCAUCGACAUAAGACGAAAACCCCAACUUGCAAUGCCUUUUUCUUCAUCUGCCACAAAACCUUGCAAAAUUCAGAUCCAGCAAAAGGAUAAGGAAAGAAACGUUUUUCUUCCAGAUCCAGCAAGGGUGAACCCCAAAUCACCUUCAGCCUAGCAGACUCACAGUAAAGCAUCCUCCAACACCUUUGGGGCUUUGCCUGAAAGUCAAUCUCAAAGGUCUUCUUUGCCUGUACUCUGCCUAAAGCUAAAAAACAAUGGAGUCCCCAUGGAAGAACUGUUUACCAAAUGUGGAAAUGGAAGAUGGGGACUCAUUCAACAUCAACAAUGAAGAACAUUUAUUUCUUGAAGAGAUCCUGCAACAGUUUGCUUUGUCCUCUGAGACCGGAAGUCUAGCAAAUAACUUACUCAAUAGCACCGACGGUGGGUCGAAGGGAGUAGCCAUUGAUGAGUCCCAACCUGCCCCUGAAACUCAUGACGACCAAGCCGGCGGUCGGAGAGAGAGAAGGAAAGGUAAGAGCUCUUCGGGGCAUUUGGACCACGCUGUGGCCGAGAGAAAAAGAAGACUGGAACUGACCCAGGGAUUCAUAGCACUUUCUGCCUUGAUUCCGGGCUUGAAGAAGAUUGACAAGGUCUCAAUUCUUAAGGAAGCAACCACUUAUGUGAAACAACUCCAAAAUCGAGUAAAAGAGAUGGAAGAACAAAGUGCCAAGAAGAUAAUCGUAGAGUCAAUGUCGGUUCUCAAUGACGCCGGUUUCCACUAUGACCAAGGCAUUGUCCCUUACAACAUGAACUCUGAUAACCGCCACAAACUCAAUGAUGCAGCACUCCCUGAAGUUGAAGCAAGAGUGAUGGAAAAGCAAGUGCUCAUCCGAAUCCAUUGCGACGGAAACCAAGACAUUUUGCUCAAAACAUUGUCCCACGUUACUAGUCUUGAUCUCUCCAUUGUAAGCCACACAAUGUUACCAUUUCGGAAGAUUUCUCUUGACGUUACUAUUAUUGCUCAGAUGGGUGACAAUUACAAGAUAACUUUGAAGGAUCUAGUGAGAAGCUUGAGAAAAGUUCUUUUGGAGUCAACUGACAUGAAAUAGUUGCGACCCAUACAUGCGAGAGUGAUAAAUGAGUCAAUAUACACGAUUUAGUUUUAUUCAUGGAAAGUUUGAGAGUAGCAUAUAGCACAUGCGUAUAUCGUAUUUAAAUCUCAUACAUAUGUAUGAUUUCUAAGUUUUUUUUCUUCUUUCAUACAUAUAAACGAGUUCACAAAAUUGUUGUACUUGUCUCUCCCAAAAAGUGUUUUUCUU
This is a messenger RNA of Lotus japonicus, 1837 nucleotides long. Its product is annotated as transcription factor bHLH18-like. The transcript has 5 exons. Bases 794 to 1627 code for a protein of 277 amino acids. The record is from RefSeq and is a predicted model, not a curated record. Gene Ontology annotation, molecular function: protein dimerization activity. Lineage: Eukaryota; Viridiplantae; Streptophyta; Magnoliopsida; Fabales; Fabaceae.